Molecule: messenger RNA, 1875 nt
Organism: Brugia malayi
Lineage: Eukaryota; Metazoa; Nematoda; Chromadorea; Rhabditida; Onchocercidae
Exons: 4
Coding region: 1-1875 (624 amino acids)
Source: RefSeq, a predicted model, not a curated record
AUGGAGACAAACAAAUUACCUACAUCUACUUCGUCCAUUGUAUCAGCUACUUCAGCCGCUGCUAUCAAUCCAUUAUUUGAUCCGGUUGCAUUGCAAACAGCAUACAUUGCUGCUGCUCAGCUACACAACCAAUUACAGCAAAAUUCUCAUUUAGCUAAUGCUGCUGCUGCUGCUGCUGUUGCUAAUGUUGCUACUGUUAAUACAACUGCUGUUAUAUCACCUUCUACUAUCACAACAACAUCUACUACUACUGCCAACAAUAUCCACACAGCAAUACAGAAAGCUACAACACUGCAAUCCUCACCAGCAUUUGUUGAUAAUGACCGGUUGUAUUCUUUACUGUCACCACAAGUACAUUACUGUUUAAAGCAACAGCAACGAAACUUCAUACAACAACAGCAACAACAACAAUCAAUGAAUACCUCACUGACACAUCAUUUCUCAGCAUUUUCACCUAUAAAUACGGAUUUAACUAGUACGGUUACGUCCACUGCUCCUUCCUUACUUACACAGCCACCUCCCAUACCUCCUAUAGCAGCAGUAGCACCACAGCAGUCCGUAGAGUUACUCCUCAUGCAAAUGCAAAUGGCUACGGCUGCUGCUAGUGCUGGGUUUUUCCCUGCUGCCUUUAAUGUCCUUCCACCAGUUACUGCUGCCGCACUAGGACUUUUAGCACCACAGUUUCGAAUGCUACAACUUGGUGAUUUGAAUUUCUCACCAUAUUCAGCUUCAACAAAUACGAAUGGCAUAUUUGCGGCUGAUGUAAUGAAUAAGGGUAUCACUGACACAUCUGCUAUCGAAAGAUCUCUAUUACAAACACAGAUUAAUUUGUUGACAAAUGGAUCGUCAUUAUCGCCUGCUGUCAGUGACCAUACAUGUGUAAGUGGUACGGCAUCUGAUACAUCACCUAACGGUGUCACAUCUUCCCUGGUGCAACAGCUAAAUCCUACAUUGAAUCAUAACUCCUCACUACAUAAUACCAAUAAUGGCAAUAAACAACAGCGCAUGCAAAUGAAAAGACCUUAUGAUGAAAUGUCAAUACUACGAUCUCUUUGUAGUGAAAAUUAUACCAGCGAGCAAGAAAUGGCGACGAUGUAUGGAAAACGAAGUAAAUUAGCUGUAGCCGAUGAAAGUGGACGACGAAGCCUACAGAAAUUGACGAAAGCAUGUAAUUCAGGGAAAAAUCAACAGCAACAGCAGUGUCUGGUGGAGCUCGACAAUAAAGAUUUAUUGGAAGAAAGUUCGAAAAGUAGCAAGAAAAUUGCUGAAAAAUGCGUAACAUCCGAUCCGUAUGAUGAAAAUUCGCCAGACCGUCAUCAUCCUCUAAAUCAUCGUCCACCAGCCAUGGAAGCACGAUUCCUGGAAUGUAUGGCAGCUAUUGCCCUUCAUUCAAACAUUCCUUUGCCAAUCAAAGAUGAAAAUAUGAUCAGCAGUACAAACAUCAAUAGGAGUAGAGCGGAGGAAAACGGUGGUAAUGGUAAAUCGGAAAAACAAAAGCAAUUUAUAAACGAUACAGAACCAGAAAAUUCAAACAGAACAGAUUUGAGAAACAUAUCAACACCUGAUCGGCGUAGAUCAAAUGAAAAUAUUUCUGUUACUUCGAAUGAGAAUGAAAAAAAAUAUUGGCCAAAUUCAGCAAUAGAUGAAGAACUGUGCAGAGAACUAGAAAAUUAUAAGGACUCGGAUGUCCCGGUGAUUCAUGCAUUCGUUUUGCCGGCAAAGCUAUCCGAUUCGGCUUCAUCACCUUUUUCCGACGAAAAAUGCUCUCAAGAAAAUGCUUCACCAUGUACAAUGGUACCAGAAUCAGUUGCCUUGCCGAUUCCAAUUCUCAAUACACUUUUAGAUCGCAUACUACAAACUAUGCUUGAUUCCUAG